AUGAGAUCACCCUCUCGCCGUCGCAGUGCUUUCAACGUUGGCACGGUCCUUAUUCCCUCGACCUUGCUGGUCGCAGGUGUCUACGUCGUCAAGCCUGAGUUCCUUGCGUAUGCCAUCGCAGUUGCCGGUGUCCUCACCAGCGUGGCCUUCCUGGCCUCCAGCAACAAUGGCCUGCCGAGCAAGCCACGCAAGGUUCUGAAACCGACCGAGUUCCAGGAGUUUGAGCUCAAGGAAAAGACCGAGAUCUCCCACAAUGUCGCGAUCUACCGCUUCGCCCUGCCCCGUCCCACCGAUAUCCUGGGUCUGCCCAUCGGUCAGCACAUCUCUCUUGCCGCUACCAUUGCCGGUCAGCCCAAGGAAGUUGUCCGCUCGUACACCCCUAUCUCCUCCGACAAUGAGCGCGGCUACUUUGACCUUCUGGUCAAGGCCUACCCCCAGGGCAACAUCUCCAAGUACCUUACCGAGCUGAAGAUUGGCCAGACCAUGAAGGUGCGCGGUCCCAAGGGCGCUAUGGUCUAUACCCCCAACCUGUGCCGUCACAUUGGUAUGAUUGCCGGCGGUACCGGAAUCACCCCUAUGCUGCAAGUCAUCGAAGCCAUCAUCCGUAACCGUCCUCGCAACGGCGGCAACGAUACCACCAAGGUCGACCUGAUCUUCGCCAACGUCAACCCCGAUGAUAUCCUGCUCAAGGAGAAGCUGGAGAAGCUGGAAAAGGAAGAUGAUGGGUUCCGUGUCUACUACGUCCUGAACAACCCGCCCGAGGGCUGGACCGGUGGUGUUGGCUUUGUCACCCCCGACAUGAUCAAGGAGCGCCUCCCUGCCCCCGCUGCUGAUGUCAAGGUUCUCAUGUGCGGUCCUCCCCCCAUGAUCAGCGCCAUGAAGAAGGCUACCGAGUCCCUGGGCUACACCAAGGCUCGCCCUGUCAGCAAGCUGGAGGACCAGGUCUUCUGUUUCUAA
Molecule: messenger RNA, 957 nt
Organism: Penicillium macrosclerotiorum
Lineage: Eukaryota; Fungi; Ascomycota; Eurotiomycetes; Eurotiales; Aspergillaceae
Product: cytochrome b5 reductase family protein
Exons: 4
Coding region: 1-957 (318 amino acids)
Cellular component (GO): endoplasmic reticulum
Molecular function (GO): oxidoreductase activity
Source: RefSeq, a predicted model, not a curated record